AUGUCGGUCCAGGAUAUCUCACCUGACAUUGAUAGGCUUGAAGCCAACCUUGACAAGCUCGAGGAGGCUAUCGGGCCUCUUCUUGAAAAUCUUGCAAAUUCGUCCCAGUUGCCGCUUGUGGACAGGGCGAAGCUUCAUACCUUAACUAACUACGCUCUUGAGAGUCUAAUAUUUUCCAGCUUGCGGCUUCAAGGCGCAGAUGCCUUGACCCAUCCAGUCUUUACGACUGAGCUCAAGAGAGUAAAGCAGUACUUUGACAAGAUAGAGAAGGCCGAGACUCCUCCGCAGCAACGAACAAGUGCCGUUGAUACUGAGGCUGCUACGAGGAUAAUUAAGGCUGGCCUGUCUGAUGACCAGGCAUUGAAAAACAAGCUAGCUGAGCAGAUAGCUAAGGAGAGGGCAAAGGCCUUCCUUAAGAACAUUGGAAAAAGGCCGCCCGGCGCAGACCAGUCGAAAGGCGGCGCCUCUACUGGUGGUACAGCGUAG
This is a messenger RNA of Parascedosporium putredinis, 486 nucleotides long. The record is from the annotation of a GenBank genome assembly. Lineage: Eukaryota; Fungi; Ascomycota; Sordariomycetes; Microascales; Microascaceae.